AUGUCCGGACGAACAGUGUCGUUUGGAUUCCUCACCCUCUGCCUCGCGUUCCUCGCGACUCUGGCGCAGGCCGUCAAGUUCGACCUUGCCCCGUCGAGCAAGCCUCUGAUCGUUAGCGCGAACAUUCCCCCGGUCGACGGCAUCCGCGUCGACAUUGACAUCGUCGACGGAUCCCAGGCCAAGAAUGUGUACCUGUCCAAGAAGGACAUCAAGGGCGAGAGCCGAUUGGCGAUCACGACGCACCAGUCCGCUGACGUCGGUGUCUGCCUGAAGGCGGUCCAGACUGGACAGUCUGCCCAGCGCACGCGCACGAUCGACCUGGACAUCGACAUUGGCGCGGACGCGUACGACUACAACGCGCUCGCGAACCAGGAGUCGCUUUCCGUGCUCGAGGUCGAGAUGCGCAAGCUCGAGAACGUUGUCAAGGAGAUCCAGGAGGAGAUGCAGUACCUGCAGAACCGCGAGAUGCGCAUGCGCGACACGAACGAGAGCACGAACGACCGUGUCAAGUGGUUCUCGAUCAUCAUCACGCUCGGCAUUGUCGCGCUCGGUGCGUGGCAGCUCAUGCACCUGCGCUCCUUCUUCAAGCGCAAGUACCUCAUCGACUAG
Molecule: messenger RNA, 609 nt
Organism: Trichosporon asahii var. asahii CBS 2479
Lineage: Eukaryota; Fungi; Basidiomycota; Tremellomycetes; Trichosporonales; Trichosporonaceae
Product: ER to golgi family transport-related protein
Exons: 4
Coding region: 1-609 (202 amino acids)
Biological process (GO): intracellular protein transport; Golgi organization; endoplasmic reticulum to Golgi vesicle-mediated transport
Cellular component (GO): Golgi apparatus; endoplasmic reticulum-Golgi intermediate compartment; COPII-coated ER to Golgi transport vesicle
Source: RefSeq, a predicted model, not a curated record